Rotaria sordida is the source of this 1452-nucleotide messenger RNA. NCBI's taxonomy places the organism in Eukaryota, Metazoa, Rotifera, Eurotatoria, Philodinida, Philodinidae. The record is from the annotation of a GenBank genome assembly.
AUGCAACAGACGCAAACACAAAAUUUUCAUGAUCCUCGAUUGAGUACGAGUUCUCAUUCUUCAUUAUCAGCAGCAACAAAUGCACUUCUUAAUGGACUUCUACCAUCUCAUCGUUUUUCUCAAAUAUCAACUAAUGCACCAGCACUUGCAGCAAAUCUUACUUCAAAUCAAUUACAAGCAUUACAAAAACGUAAUAAACAAUUAAAACGAACUGAAAGAAUCAAACACGCUAGUUUAACUUUAAGUUUAACUUUUAUUCUUGCUCUUCUUCUUAUUAUAACAAUUGAAUUGGCAACAAAACUUAUUAAAAUUCAAUUCGAAAAUGUUACAUCGAAUAAAAUUUCUAAUUUAACUACAACGAAUAAUCAAACAAAUUUAACAAAUGAAAAACAAUAUCCUAUUCGUGCUUUUUUUACUUGUGUUUGGAUUUUUAAUAGUCUUCUAUUUAUUAAUUGUUUCAUCGUACAUACAAUCGCUAUUCAACAACGUUCAAGACGUGGUCGAACAACGGCUCUAUUUCUUAGAGAAUUCGGUCGAAUAUUUGACAAAGGAAAAUCCUCAUCAAAUAAUACAUUAGUUGAUUGUUUAAUAAAAACUUGUCUAUUAUGUUUUCUUUGGUAUUCAACUUGUUAUUUAAUAAUUCGUUCAAUGACAAUUCUUAUUUCUGUCGAAAUUAUUAUUCUUUAUUCAAUAACAAUAACAUCACGACAACUUUUUGGAUGGAUUUUUUUGCAUGAACAAUUUAUUGGUAAUAAGGUUAUUGCUUAUAUAGUUGCUUUAUCAGCUUUUCUUUUUCUUGCACAUGAUGAUGGAUUUCGUUUUAAUACAUUUUUACGUGGUCUUUCAAUGGUUGCAUGUGCUGUUGGAUUGAAAACAACUUUUGAUAUUCUUGUUAAUAGUUUUAUUGAAGAUUUAACAAGUACAAAAUUGAGAAUUGUAAUGAUUAAUGUGUGUUUCUGUGGAACAUGUCUUCUAUGGCCAUUUGCUUUACUUCUACAUUUCACUCAGGUUGAACAAUUUGAGUAUAAACAUAUUCGAUGGUUAUUAACGAUUAGUACAUUGAUUUGUGCUCUUUCAUUCAAUGUUCUAACAAUUACCAUUCCAUUGAAAUAUAGUUCAGUAGCCAAUGCUGCUUGUCUACUUUUUGUUAUACCUUCAACGUCUAUUAUCGAUCGUUAUUUGUUGAAUAUUAAUUAUUCACCUUUAGUUAUUUCCGCUAUUAUAUGUUCAUUUGCCGGAGUUCUUCUUUCAAUGAUACCAGGAGAAUGGUUUCAAGUUAGUGAAACAGCCAAAAUGAAACAAGCAUUAGGAUUACUUAAUAAAGAUUCAAAUACAAAUACUACUACAAUAGGUACGAGUGGAACAACAACUGGAACAUCUUCAGCAUUUGAAGAAAUACGUGCUCAACGACGUAUUCGAAAUGCUCUUUUAUACAACGAGGUCAAGACGUGA